AUGAGCUUUUCCAGCUUCAGCUUGCCUACAACCCCUAAUUCCGAUGAAGAACGACACUUGUUCCGCCAAGAAAUCGCAGAACUUAUGUACAAACGUGUGAUAGAGAAUGAGCCCAAGAAAUCGCCAGGCUUCACCAGUCCCAUGUUCGUGAUUCCAAAGCAAAAUGUUGGUUCUUCUGCAGGAUUUUCUGACAUCUCUGAAUCUCUCGGGCGCCUUCCUCUAUAUACUGGUUCACGAACCAUCACGGAACUACCUCCAGUUCAAGCGGGAGGAUUCGACAUACCAUUUCAGGGCAUUUCCUUUCGGUUGAUCUGUAGUCCUUUGGUUAUUUACAAAGAUUAUUUGACCAAUUCUAGAGGGAGCCUGCAAACAGGGGAUCAGAAUCCCGUGGCUGUUAAAGAACCCGACCUAAAAAUUCGGUGUAUUCAGGAUCUCGGGCACAAGUAUGAAGAGAUAGGUUUGAGUGAGGAGGCACUCAACCUGCUUAUAGAAGGUUCUUUAACUAAUACACCGACAAACCGUGUGUACCAAAGAGGUCAACAUCUGUUCAUCACCUGGGCUCUUCAACAUGAUGUUUUUCCGACAGAAUUUUUCGCCCAAGAUUUGCAUCAACUGUUUCCUCCACGAGUACAUCUCUCCCCCCCACUAUCACAGAAGUCAGCGUUUCUUCUAGCCAUGGCUACCUUUCUACGACCUUCCGAUUUCUCAAAACUUCGGUUGUUUUCCGCCACCGUCAACUUCACAUCUGGUGCGCUCACUUUUGAUAAGCAUGCAGCCGCUAGUCUCUGCCCUGUUCGUACCUUUUGCGCUCUCCGUGACAAUCCUAAAGCACAAUUCGCCCACAAGAGGCAUUUUUCGUCAAAGUCAACCAACCAAGCCGAGCAGUACAGACUUCUACAAUUUCUCCUUGAAUUAGAAAUUCGCUACCCAGUUCCAGUUGGUAUUUCAGAUGAGAACGGCGAUGAAUUUUCUGAUGUGAACGAGCCCACGGAAAAUUGA
Molecule: messenger RNA, 999 nt
Organism: Phycomyces blakesleeanus NRRL 1555(-)
Lineage: Eukaryota; Fungi; Mucoromycota; Mucoromycetes; Mucorales; Phycomycetaceae
Exons: 6
Coding region: 1-999 (332 amino acids)
Source: RefSeq, a predicted model, not a curated record